AUGUCUCGCGAGAGCAGGGCAAUGAUGGAGCGGGGCAUGAAGAACGAACAGACGAUAUCUGCCGCUUCGUCCAACGCCAACGACAUCUUCUUCAAGAGCGGUGGAGUACCUCUCUUUCCCUCUACCUUUGUGUCGCUCCCACUCUCCCAAUACCCGAAAUCCCCCGGCCAGUUCUUCGCCUACCACUGGGCCCGCACGAGACACUACUUCACCGGCGUCGUCGCCCUCCUCAACAUUAAGCUCCAGUCGAUGGACAGCUGGACCACCCGGCCCAGGUGGAAGGCACAGAGGGGCAAGAUCCCGCCGACGGCCAAGGCCAUGUACAGGGAGAUGCUCGAGGCGUUCGCGAGCGGCGACAAGCGCGCCCUGGAGAAACUCUGCACGCCCUUCUUCGCCGAGAAGAUGUCCGGGGCCAUCGACCGGCGCCCGCGCGACGAGCGGAUCCAUUUCGAGGUGGUGAAAUACAACAAGCCGCUCUUCUACCCGCGGCUCUCGUCGUACAUGAUCUCGCAGUACAACCCCAAGGACAGGGUCAACGUCCAGGAGCAGGCCAUCGUGGCCAUCGCGUCGACGCAGAAGAUGCACAAGUACAGCGCCAGGACGGGCGAGACGGUCCCGGGUUCCGUGAAGGUGCAGGAUAAGGUCGAGUACGUCGUGCUCAUGCGCAUGCUGAACACGCAGACGUACGAGAGGACUCCCUGGAAGCUCUGGGGUACGGCCAAGACGACCUCCUUGGAGUCGUUCCGGGAGGAGCAGGCCGCGAUCGAGAAGGAGCAGACACGUCGUGCUGGCUGGGGCGAGUCUGCCGGAAGCAGUUAG
Clonostachys rhizophaga is the source of this 819-nucleotide messenger RNA. Lineage: Eukaryota; Fungi; Ascomycota; Sordariomycetes; Hypocreales; Bionectriaceae. The record is from the annotation of a GenBank genome assembly.